Messenger RNA from Fukomys damarensis (Damara mole-rat), 2505 nucleotides. RefSeq names its product suppressor of cytokine signaling 2. Gene Ontology annotation, molecular function: death domain binding; 1-phosphatidylinositol-3-kinase regulator activity. Bases 582 to 1817 code for a protein of 411 amino acids. Lineage: Eukaryota; Metazoa; Chordata; Mammalia; Rodentia; Bathyergidae. Gene Ontology annotation, biological process: phosphatidylinositol phosphate biosynthetic process; regulation of apoptotic process; intracellular signal transduction. The record is from RefSeq and is a predicted model, not a curated record. Gene Ontology annotation, cellular component: phosphatidylinositol 3-kinase complex. The transcript is spliced from 5 exons.
UGUGCUGGUCUCUUCCUUGUAAAAAUUCUGUACUUGUCCUUGACAAGGCCCUAGCCCCCACUAGACCCGCAGAUAACUCUUAAUUUCCCUAGGCUGUUUGUGAUCGCAGCCUGCAGCCCUGGGCGGGAAGACACCUCGUCCACCCCCAUCCCCACACCGUCCCUCCACCCCCGCCAGCUCUUGUUCCUUGGAUCCCUCUCAGUUUUCAUCCAUCUUUCUCCAGAGCUGGGCCCGGGCGGUAACUGGAUGCUUGGGGACUAGGCGGAGGAGUCCCUGGGAUUUUUCACGUCUCGGUGACCCCACCCCGUUCACAGGGGUCCAAUUGGGACUGAUCCAACCUCCGCAUCACUAUCUCUUCUCAGGCGAUCUGAGUGUGACCACAUCUGCGGGAGACUUGACCAUCCGUCCUCCAGGACUUGGGGAGAGAGAAGCGGUAGCUCCCCAACCCCUCCCGCUCCUCCACCUCUUCGGACACCCCGCAGGCUCUCUCUUUGGGGCUCCAUCUGACUUCCAGGAGGGAAGAGUUCCUCUGACUCCAGCUCGGGCGGCCACCUGUCCUUGCCGCGGUGACCCUUUUUCCCAUGACCCUGCGGUGCCUUGAGCCCUCCGGGAAUGGUGCGGAAGGGACGCACAGCCAGUGGGGGACCGCGGGGUCGGCCGAGGAGCCGUCCCCAGAGGCCGCGCGUCUGGCGAAGGCCCUGCGCGAGCUGGGCUACACAGGAUGGUACUGGGGAAAUAUGACUGUUAAUGAAGCCAAAGAGAAAUUAAAGGAAGCACCAGAAGGAACUUUCUUGAUUAGAGAUAGUUCGCAUUCAGACUACCUACUAACAAUAUCUGUUAAAACAUCAGCUGGGCCAACGAAUCUGCGAAUCGAAUACCAAGAUGGGAAGUUCAGACUGGAUUCUAUCAUAUGUGUCAAGUCCAAGCUGAAGCAGUUCGACAGCGUGGUUCACCUGAUUGACUACUAUGUGCAGAUGUGUAAGGAUAAGCGGACAGGCCCGGAAGCCCCCCGAAACGGGACUGUUCACCUCUACCUGACCAAACCGCUCUACACAUCCGCACCCUCCCUGCAGCACCUCUGCCGACUCACCAUUAACAGAUGCACGGGUACCGUCUGGGGACUGCCUUUACCAACAAGACUCAAAGGUUACUUGGAAGAGUAUAAGUUCCAGGGAGAAAUGGAGGCCAGAGACAAACAAGUGCUCCGUUCCCUUCGCCUGGAGCUAGGUGCAGAAGUGCUGGUGGAGGGAUUGGUUCUUCAGUACCUUUACCAGGAAGGAAUCUUAACAGAAAACCAUGUUCAAGAAAUCAAAGCUCAAACCACCGGCCUCCGGAAAACAAUGUUGCUGCUGGAUAUCCUGCCUUCCAGGGGUCCUAAAGCAUUCGAUGCUUUUCUAGAUUCUCUACAAGAAUUUCCCUGGGUGAGGGAGAAGCUGGAGAAGGCAAGGGAAGAAGCCAUCACUGAGCUGCCUAAAGGUACCGGCACGAGAUCAGGGGCAGGGGCAGAGACCACAGAAAACAUCAAGUCUCCUAAUAGGACGGCCUUGGCCUUCUUCUUGAACCCUAAAUUGAAAUGGCCGGUGACCAGGUGCCUGGGAUCCCCUCGCACAUCCUCAGCAGCUCCCCGUCAGACCAGCAGAUCAACCAGCUGGCGCAGAGGCUGGGCGCCGAGUGGGAGCACUUGGUGCUGUCGCUGGGGCUGUCGCAGGCAGACGUCUACCGCUGCAAGGCCAACCACCCCCACAACGUGCAGUCGCAGGUGGUGGAGGCCUUCGUGCGCUGGCGGCAGCGCUAUGGGAAGCAGGCCACUUUCCUGAGCCUGCACAGGGGCCUGCAGGCGGUGGAGGCAGACCCCGGGGUGCUGCAGCACAUGCUGGAGUGACCAGCCGUCCCUGGGUGGAUCCCUCACACCUCCGACUGGCCCCGGUGUGGGGAGGAGUGUGUGGAGGGGUCUUUUCUUUUCAGUGACCCCUAGACGGCAAGAGAAAUCAGGGCUUCUACGUGACAUUACACAGUUAAAGACUGGGUUAGCCAGGCGUGGUGGCGCACACCUGUAAUCCCAGCACUCUGGGAGGCUGACGCAGGAGGAUCCAAAGUUUCUGCCAGCUUGCACAUUUUAAUGACUUAACAAGACCCCUGUCUCAAAAUUUAAAAAAAUUUUUAAAGGACCAGGGAUGUAACUCAGUUCAGGGGCCUCCAAUUCACUACCCGGUCCUAAAAAGAAAAAGAAAUGCCAUAUUACUCAGCAGAUCUGCAUUGUUUCAACAGCCUGUGAUUUUUAAUUGCUUGACGAUUGCAUUGUUGUAAUUGUGCAGAUUUAACUGUGUGGUUGCCUUUUAAUAGACUAGGAAGUCAUAGUCGUUCAAAAACAAGUAUCAUGUCAUCGCAUUGCAUGCAGGUGUCCUGCACCUAAUGUCCUGUACAUUUUUAUGUUACCUGGAAAAUGAGCUGUGGACUUUGCGAUUCAUAAUGAUGAUGAUAAUAAAAGAACUACUAUAUAUAAUG